CACUCAACACCUUGUCGCCAUCGUUCCAAGAAAACUAAAAACGAUGUUUUUGGGAUACCGAGUGAUGUCGCUCUUGUAAAAUAUGUGGAGCAAAACGCUAGUGUAGAAGCUAUCCGGCAAAGAUAUCACUCUGUCCAUGAGAUCCCAUUCAACUCCAUUCGACGCUGGCAACUAGUUGUUUGUAGAUGUUUAGCUGAUAUUCCACCAGUAGAAAAUUUGCCCGAACCGGAGCCGGUAAAUUCUCUCAACAUUCUCCCAAAACUUUACCUUUAUCUCACCUAUCUUCAGACAGAAACACGUUAUGUUGUGAUGGUAAAAGGUGCUCCCGAAGUCAUCCUAGGCAUGUGUAAAAGAGCCAGAGUUCAAAAAGAAAUUAUUGAGAUUGAUGAAAAAUACCGAGAAGAUUGCCAGGCAGCAUGGGAAGCUCUCGGAAACGCCGGACGAAGAGUCAUUGCUUUUGCGCAUGCUCAUUUCAACGCUUCGAUGAAAGCAAAGUUUGGUCCAAAGGAAGAUCGUUGGCCCGAAGAUUUGAUAUUCCUAGGAAUGGCAGCUAUUAUGGAUCCACCAAGAUAUAUCUUUUCUCUGAAAUUCGAAAAAGAAAGGCGAAAAGCUGUUUGAAC
Messenger RNA from Cylicostephanus goldi, 620 nucleotides. The record is from the annotation of a GenBank genome assembly. Lineage: Eukaryota; Metazoa; Nematoda; Chromadorea; Rhabditida; Strongylidae.